Messenger RNA from Wyeomyia smithii (pitcher-plant mosquito), 678 nucleotides. RefSeq lists its product as uncharacterized. Lineage: Eukaryota; Metazoa; Arthropoda; Insecta; Diptera; Culicidae. The record is from RefSeq and is a predicted model, not a curated record. The transcript is spliced from 4 exons. Bases 121 to 678 code for a protein of 185 amino acids.
GUGGAAUACACUUGAAUAUGCCCUAAGGUUUCAUUGUAGUGAUUUUCAUGUGCCAAACACAUUCGAGUCAUCUGUUUGGUUUUUGUAAGUCAAGUGGCAGCUGUAUUGAACGAAGAAAAAAUGGCGAGUAAACACAGCAGCGGGUCGCGUUCUAUUGUAGAUGUUGCUGGAUUCCCGGAUUAUAUACGAAAGUUUUUACAAAAUUCGGAAGUAAAUGAAAGCGAUCCAACGGCAAUUUUACAACUUCUAAUCAAAUCUAACUUGGUGACGCUUGUUCAGCAAGAGGGCAACGAAACGAUAAUUUCGAUAAAGCCCGAUGAGGAUUUACCUCUGGUUUCGCGAGAAAAUUUGGACAGGGACAAUUCCACUUUGGAUUCACCAGCCUGUGCGAGCCCGAGCUCAAUUCUGCAGGAUUGGGAAUUUACGCAAGAGGAGUUGUUGGUACCUGAUGCUCAGCCUGUUAGAGAUAACGUUGUGUCAAGGCAAAAUCGAAGCAAUUCUACCGGAAAUAUAUCUGUGAUCUACGUGAGUAAUAUUUUUUUAUAUGUUCUAUAUGUGGAACAUUUACUUCAAAUCAAACUUUCAAUCGAGUCAGAUUCUAUGGAGUUUGAUUUUGAUGACGUACUCAAGGAUACCGUUGCGUUCGAUCGAAAGCCGAAACUACUUCGCAUUCAUUAA